Messenger RNA from Indicator indicator, 1257 nucleotides. RefSeq names its product fatty acid desaturase 6 (gene FADS6). NCBI's taxonomy places the organism in Eukaryota, Metazoa, Chordata, Aves, Piciformes, Indicatoridae. Bases 1 to 1257 code for a protein of 418 amino acids. The record is from RefSeq and is a predicted model, not a curated record. Gene Ontology annotation, molecular function: oxidoreductase activity, acting on paired donors, with oxidation of a pair of donors resulting in the reduction of molecular oxygen to two molecules of water. The transcript has 7 exons. Gene Ontology annotation, biological process: lipid metabolic process. Gene Ontology annotation, cellular component: membrane.
AUGGCCAAGGCUGGCAGAGCCACCGUGCCAAGGCUGGCGGAGAUGCCUCUGGAGGACGGGGACUCAGCAAGGUGGAGGGGACAGCAGGUUAAUGGCGAGGUCAGCGGCACCCUCCAGGACGGGAAGACAGAGGACCGGCCGUGCCGGGGCACGGCAGUGCCUAAUGACGGCAGGACAGAGGUGAUGGCAGAGGGUCGAGAGCCAGAGCCAGAGCUGGGUGACGAGGACGUGAUCCCCAGGAGGAGCCCUCCGCAGGCAGGGCAGCGAGAGGAAGCCCUGAUGGCCGAGCUCUCGGAGCUGGUGCAGAAGGUGGUGAGGAGCAGCAGCUGGUGGGAACGGCACGGCGUGGACAUCAGCAUCCUCGCCUGCAGCAUCCUCCUGCUCCCGGCAGGGUUCCUGUGCCUGCGGUCAGCCCAGGCCAUCCCUUUCCUGGUGGGUGUCCUCACUCUUGGCGUGGUGCAUCACACCCUGACUGUGAAGGGCAGCCACCUGGCCAGCCACAAUGCCUUGACUGAGUCCAAGUCCUGGGGCAAAGUGUGGGCCAUCUUCUUCAUCGAGCUCUGCUCAGCUUUCACAGUUGAACAGGGCACCUACAACCAUGUGAAGAUCCACCAUGGCUACACCAACAUCAUUGGCAUGGGGGACUCCAGCACCUGGAAGGUUCCUUUCCUGAACCGCUACGUCUACAUGUUCGUUGCGCCUCUCGCAGUGCCCAUCAUAACCCCUCUGGUUGCACUUGAUCUGCUGAGGAACGUGGAGUGGAAGGCAGCUGUCCGAACCCUCUGCUGCAUGUUUCUGGGUCUCUACUGCCAUUACUGGCUGCUGCUCCAUGUCUCAGGCUUCCGGUCGCCGUGGGCUGCCCUGCUCUGCAUGCUGCUCAUCCGCUCCCUCCUGGCCCAUCCCUACAUCCAUGUCAACAUAUUCCAGCACAUUGGCCUCCCUAUGUUCGCGCCUGACCGGAAACCCAAACGGAUCCAGCUGAUGAGCCUGGGGGUCCUCAACCUGCCCCGCAACCCCCUGCUCGACUGGUCCUUCGGCCACUCGCUCAUCAGCUGCCACGUGGAGCACCACCUCUUCCCCAGCCUCUCUGACAACAUGUGCCUGAAGAUCAAGCCUGUAGUCUCCCAGUACCUGAAGCAGAAGAAGCUGCCAUACAAUGAGGACACCUACACCUCCAGGCUCCAGCUUUUCCUUCAGAGAUAUGAAGAGCUGAUGGUCCAUGCUCCCCCCAUAACAGAGCUUGUGGGCAUCCAGUGA